AUGGAAUUUGGCUCCGGGAUCUGGAUGUACUUUGUGAUCACAGUGCUGUCUCAGGUUUGGAUGGGCAGCCAAGGUCAGAACGCUCAGGAUGGGUAUUCUCUCCAGGUGGACUCCAGUGUCAUGGUCAUACAAGAGGGUCUAUGUGUUUCCAUUCCAUGCCAAUUUACUGCUAAUAACAGGAGGAAAUUCAUGAAUAGCAUCGGCUUCUGGAAGGUGGAUUUGGAAACUACUGUGGCCUCCAAUGAUAAGUCCAUAGCGGUAACAAAACAAAACUUUCACCUCGAAGGAGACCCAAAUGUUGGGGACUGCACGCUGCGUAUAGCUGAUGCCACAAAACAAGAUUCCGGGAUGUACUUUUUCCGAUUUGAAGAGAGCAAAGACAGUAUCAACAAGUUUAAUUAUAUGGCUAACAAAAUAACUGUCCAGGUGACAGAUCUCACUCAGAAACCUGAGAUCAUUGUCAUUGGGGAGAUGGUCGCCAAAGAGGAAGUGAGAUUGACCUGUAUCCUUCCUGGAAUCUGCUCAGCGCCAAUAGUAAAAUGGUGGAGGGACAAUUCGGAUGAAGUUUUGGAAAGCACAUCUAUGUCAUUAACUCCAAGUCUGUGGGACCAUGGAUUGUCAAUUACCUGCGAGGUGUCCUUACCAAAGGUGGACUCUUCUACUAGACAGACCCUCAUCUUGGAUGUUCAGUAUCCCCCAACUGUCAAAGUCAAUACUGUUAUUGAACCUUCAGAAAUUACUUUAGAGAACCAUACGGUGGCCGUGAAGGAAGGACAGUCUUUGAUUCUGAAGUGUUUGGUGGACAGUAAUCCAGCCUCUGAAGUGACCUGGACCAAAGGAGAGAAGACCGUAGCCAGCAGUGUGACCGGACAGAAAUUGGAGCUGUACCUGGACAAUGUAAAGUCCAGCGACGCCAACACAUACAGCUGUACAGCGCAGAACAAACAUGGAGACACAAGUGACUUUGUUGAUAUUGAAGUGGAAGCUGGCAAAGUAGAAACUAGUGACAACCUCUAUCCUGAUGCAUCUCCAGAUUUAGAAGAAGUCACUGCAGCUUCGCCUCAGCAAGCUUCCAGUGACAUCGAUUACAAACUCCUUGCUGGGCUGAUAGCAGGAAAUGUCCUGGUCCUGUCGCUGAUCGCUCUGGUGCUUUUCUGCUUUGUGAGAAGGAAUAUGAAGAGAAGACAGCAAGCUAUUAUCAACAAUGGUCAAGAGCUCAGUUCACAGGGAACAUCGGCCUACAAGAAGGUUUUACAACUAGGUGUGCCGGAUAUGAAGAGCUGA
This is a messenger RNA of Staurois parvus, 1284 nucleotides long. The record is from the annotation of a GenBank genome assembly. NCBI's taxonomy places the organism in Eukaryota, Metazoa, Chordata, Amphibia, Anura, Ranidae.